This is a messenger RNA of Phaethon lepturus (White-tailed tropicbird), 250 nucleotides long. Its product is annotated as prostaglandin E synthase-like. Gene Ontology annotation, biological process: prostaglandin biosynthetic process. Lineage: Eukaryota; Metazoa; Chordata; Aves; Phaethontiformes; Phaethontidae. The record is from RefSeq and is a predicted model, not a curated record. Gene Ontology annotation, molecular function: prostaglandin-E synthase activity. Gene Ontology annotation, cellular component: membrane. The transcript has a single exon. The annotation marks the transcript as partial.
GGCCCACCGCAACGACAUGGAGAACAUCUUUCCCUUCCUCUUCCUCGGAGCCAUCUACUCCCUGCUGGAUCCCAGUCCCGCAGUAGCCAGGAUCCACUUCUUCAUCUUCUGCGUGGGGCGCAUCGUCCACACCAUCGCCUACCUCCUGCAGCUGAAGGCACCCACGCGCUCCGUGGCCUACGGCGUGGCGCAGCUGCCCUGCUUCUCCAUGGCUCUGCAGAUCCUCCUGGCCACCACCCCGUACUGGUAA